CUCAUGCGCUCUGAGAAGAGUGCUGAUUCGUUGCUACGGCGAAGUGGUUGGUUGUUGCAGUAAUGGCUUCUUUUACAAAAGAAGGCUUCCUGUCGCCCUUUAAAUCUUUUGCUACUCAAGCAGUACAUGUGGGACAAGAGCCCGAACAGUGGCAGUGCCUCGCUGUUGUACCUCCAAUAUCUCUGUCAACGACGUUCAAACAGCAUGAACCCGGAAAGCCCGCGGCUUUUGAAUAUAGUCGCUCUGGAAACCCAACACGGAAUUGCCUUGAGACAGCUGUGGCUGCCCUGGAUGAGGCCAAAUAUAGUUUUGCUUUUGCAUCUGGUCUGGCAGCUACAAUGACAAUUGCACAUCUUUUGAAGUGCGGCGACAAUAUAGUUUGCAUGAAUGAUGUUUAUGGAGGCACCAAUCGGUACUUCAGAGAAGUAGCCCAAACUAUGGGCUUGACUGUGUCUUUUAUAGACUGCACAGAUCUGGAGUGUUUGAAGUCUGCUAUCAAACCAGAAACAAAGAUGGUUUGGAUUGAAACCCCUACAAAUCCCAUGAUGAAGUUGGUUGAUAUUAAAAGUUGUGCUGAAAUUGCCCACACAAAAAGUCAAGAUGUGAUUGUGGUCGUAGACAACACCUUCAUGUCUGCCUACUUCCAGCGUCCAUUAGCCCUGGGAGCUGAUAUUUGCAUGUACUCUGCAACUAAAUAUAUGAAUGGUCACAGUGAUGUCGUCAUGGGUCUAGCGUCUGUAAUCUGCAGUGACCUCGCUGAAAGAAUAAAGUUUUUGCAGAAUGCUAUUGGAGCAGUUCCAUCACCAUUUGACUGCUACCUCUGCCUCCGAGGCCUGAAGACUCUGAAUUUGAGAAUGGAGCAGCAUUUCAAAAAUGCAAUGGCAGUCGCCAGCUUUUUAGAAGCUAGCCCUUAUGUGGAGAAAGUUAUUUAUCCAGGCCUCCCUUCACAUCCCCAGCAUGAGCUGAUGAAACGGCAGUGCACAGGCUGCCCAGGAAUGAUCACAUUUUAUGUUCGGGGAGACCUUAAAACAGCCACAGCUUUUCUGAAAAAUUUGAAGGUUUUUGCACUGGCUGAGAGUUUAGGAGGUUAUGAAAGUUUAGCAGAACAUCCGGCCAUCAUGACUCAUGCGUCUGUCCCUGAAGAAGACAGAAAAGUACUUGGUAUAAGUGAUAAUUUAAUCAGACUGUCAGUCGGCCUGGAAGACGUGGAGGACAUUAUUAAAGACCUGGAUCAAGCACUGAGGAUUGCAAAUAUCGAAGAUCGCAACUGAAAGCAAUCCCAAGCAUAUAAAAACCAACCAUUAACAUAAUCCAGAAGAAUAAAUAGAAGCCAAAAAGCCUGGUACUUCUCAACUACUGACAUGGAAUUAUAACAGAGUUAAGAUUUCAGCAAUUUUCUUGUAUGGUCUGUAAUUAUUGGUCUCUUAAUUUUUUGCUUCAUGAAAAGGAGCUUUGCUUAUACUAUAAUAUGAACUUUGUUUUAAGGGAUAAUUUUAUUUAACUUGUACACUUCCGUACUGUUUUAUAUCCACACAAAAUGUACUGUAAUAUAUGUUUAAUAAAGGCUUUUAACAAUGCA
This is a messenger RNA of Polypterus senegalus (gray bichir), 1579 nucleotides long. RefSeq names its product cystathionase (cystathionine gamma-lyase) (gene cth). Gene Ontology annotation, molecular function: pyridoxal phosphate binding; cystathionine gamma-lyase activity. The transcript has 12 exons. The record is from RefSeq and is a predicted model, not a curated record. Bases 63 to 1271 code for a protein of 402 amino acids. Gene Ontology annotation, biological process: transsulfuration. Lineage: Eukaryota; Metazoa; Chordata; Cladistia; Polypteriformes; Polypteridae. Gene Ontology annotation, cellular component: cytoplasm.